Messenger RNA from Trichoplusia ni (cabbage looper), 1479 nucleotides. Its product is annotated as protein YIPF1. Gene Ontology annotation, biological process: vesicle-mediated transport. NCBI's taxonomy places the organism in Eukaryota, Metazoa, Arthropoda, Insecta, Lepidoptera, Noctuidae. Bases 123 to 1019 code for a protein of 298 amino acids. The record is from RefSeq and is a predicted model, not a curated record. Gene Ontology annotation, molecular function: small GTPase binding. The transcript is spliced from 4 exons. Gene Ontology annotation, cellular component: Golgi apparatus; membrane.
AUGACACGGUGACACAGGAUCGAUGACAGAAUUUUGACAUUAUUUGAUGUGUAUGUGACUAAUGUGAUAACUUGAAAUUAAAUAAACUUUAGUGAAUUUCAGUGUUUAUGAAGUAAUUAAUCAUGUCGAACGUAAAUACGGGGGAACUUCUAGACUUUCAGGACUAUUCUCCUGACCACAACAACCGUAGCGCGCGUAUCGACGUGGAAGCGGUGCAUACAAAUCAAUACAAUAACACAAUGUCAAAUCCAAAUUAUAAUUUCGAAGAGCCAAAAGAGAUCCAGGAGCCUGAAGCUGCACCACAAUCAAACCACAACUUCUGGACCAUAGAGUAUUAUCAGAAAUAUUUUGAUGUCCACACUAAUGAGGUGGUGGAGAGAAUUAUAUCCUCUGUGCUUCCACAGAAGGUCUCCCGCAACUAUUUUGAUGAAAGAAUCAAGGGUAAACCUGAUCUAUAUGGACCUAUUUGGAUUUCUGUUACCCUGAUAUUUACAAUAGCAGUAAGUGGUAACAUAGCAAGUUAUCUACAGAAUGCUAACAAGAAGGGUUUUGUGUGGCGCUAUGACUUCCACUUAGUGUCAAUAGCGGCCACUGCCAUAUCAUGUUAUGUGUGGCUUGUUCCGCUGGCACUCUGGGCAGCUUUGAAGUGGACCUCUUCAAAUGAUGCACAUGACGAGAUAGAGAAUCAGGAUAGCAAAUCACCAACAAUGAUGUCACUGUUUUGCCUGUAUGGAUACUCUCUCUCAAUAUAUAUUCCUGUGGCAGUGUUAUGGACAAUCCAGGUGUUCUGGCUGCAGUGGCUCUUCGUGCUAAUGGCGGCUUUCGUAUCUGGAGCAGUACUCAUUUUCUGGCUCAUGCCUGCAUUAAGGAAGUCUAAAUACUUUCUAAUACUGAUUGGGUCUAUUUUAGCAUUCCACUUCCUUCUAGCAGCCGGUUUCAUGUUAUAUUUCUUCCAUCAACCAAGUUCGGCAGAUGUAAUUGUUACUACUACUACGCCUAUUCCUGCACCGAAGGUAUAAAUGUUGUAGCAUAGCAUAUGAUGGAGAAGAUUGCCAGCCAUAUACUAGCUCCAUCAAUAGUGUAGGUACAGUCUAUGUAUGUAUUAUUAUUUUAUGUACAGUAUGUAUUAUUUUUGUCUUUAUAUUCCAAACAAAAAGCUUUCUAUUCUAAUAUAUAAAAGAAUGUUUCUAUGUGUUGUGUUUGCACAAAUCAUGAUGCUGAGAACAUGAAUGACCAAGCAAUGAGUUGGACUGAAUCUAUAUCUGUACUGUUGUUGACGAGGAAACAAAUGCAAGGAGAGAACACAAGUUGUAGCAAAAUUAAUGAUUGUUGUAUUUAGUGAGCUAAGUCACUUCUCACAUUUAGUAUAGAAGAUAAAGUAAAAUAAUAAAAUUAUCAUAAGUAUUUCUUGAUUUCCACAUUCCUAAUGUAUAAAGUCUAUAUUUAUGUAAACAAAACAAAUAAAUGUUAAAUAAAUAA